CGGCACGCGAAGCUCCAAGAGUCGUCGCUUCAGAAGAUUGAUGACGCCAUGCAGCAGGUGCUAGUGAUUGUUGUAGUGUGCAUGUGCACACUACAACGCAUGAAUGCCGAAGACGACGUCGCGGGUGAAGCAGCCGCGGAGCUCACGCCAUGCUAUGAAGGAGGAGUGGAGCUUUAUCCCACGAGACGAAGACACGCAGCUGUGUCGGCCUCAAAGUCUAUCAUUACGAGGAUGCCUUGAAAGCAUCCACGCCUUUUCAUGCUACAGCCACACGCCAACUCUGGUUUCAUCCUCAACUUCAACAAGACGUUUUGAAGUGAUGACCGAAGUGACGUCUUGCCACACACGGGGGAGACCCCAGAAUCGUUCAAUACAGCGCGUCUUCGCGUUCGAUUUCGGGAACCAUGAUCAAGAAGAGUAACCUACCAGAGUGUGUUUGAACAGCAGGGCGAGCAGCCCUUGAAUGUCGUGCGAGGAAAGUCUAGAAGGACUAGGCGCUACU
Molecule: messenger RNA, 502 nt
Organism: Ceraceosorus bombacis
Lineage: Eukaryota; Fungi; Basidiomycota; Exobasidiomycetes; Ceraceosorales; Ceraceosoraceae
Source: the annotation of a GenBank genome assembly